Molecule: messenger RNA, 624 nt
Organism: Plasmodium gaboni
Lineage: Eukaryota; Apicomplexa; Aconoidasida; Haemosporida; Plasmodiidae
Product: putative protein, unknown function
Exons: 1
Coding region: 1-624 (207 amino acids)
Source: RefSeq, a predicted model, not a curated record
AUGAUGAAUUUUUUUUAUAUAAUUUUCUUGUUGUUUUUAAUAAACUUAUAUAUAUGUGAAACCUAUGGAGCACUCUCUGAAAAUAUUGAAAGUGCUGAAGAAAUAGAUACUUUAAAAACGAGUUUAAGAAAUGGACAUUUAAAUAAUACUUAUUUUAAUGAAGAAAACAAUAAUUUAAAUAUAGGAAAUGAAAUAAAUAAUACAAAUUAUAAAGAAGUAACAGAAGAAUCAAAAGAAGAAUUAUAUGAUAUUAAUGAAAAUAUUUUCCCAGAUUAUUUUUUUCUUGAUAUCGUUACUGAAAAUCAAGAACAAAAAAAUGAAGAAGUACCAGUAAAAACAGAAGUAGUAAGUGAUGAAGAAGAAUUAGAAACCGAAUCUGUAAUUGAAGAAGUUGAAGUAGAAACUGAAUCUAUAAAUGAUGAAGGAGAAACCGAAUCUGUAAUUGAAGAGAUUGAAAUAGAAACUGAAUCUAUAAAUGAUGAAGGAGAAACUGAAACUGUAAUUGAAGAGAUUGAAAUAGAAACUGAAUCUAUAAAUGAUGAAGGAGAAACCGAAACUGUAAUUGAAGAGAUUGAAAUAGAAACUGAAUCUAUAAAUUCUAGUGAUUUAAAAGAAUCUCAUUAG